AAAGUGCCCCGGGGCGGCGAGGGGCCGCAACAGUGACGACUGUGGCAGAGAAGGCCCGGAGGGGCUCUGCGUUGUGUAGUGGCGCUGCUUGGGCCGGUGGCGGAUUGCAAGCUGCUGGUUUUGCGGCUGGGGAGAGCGGCGAGAGGUUUCGGCAUUUUUCGUCGGGAUCCCCGCAAGGAUGAGUGCUGCCAGAGAGUCUCACCCGCAUGGGGUGAAGCGUUCAGCCUCCCCAGACGACGAUCUGGGAUCUAGCAAUUGGGAGGCAGCAGACUUGGGUAAUGAAGAGAGAAAACAAAAGUUCUUGAGACUUAUGGGUGCAGGAAAGAAAGAACAUACUGGUCGUCUUGUUAUAGGAGAUCACAAAUCAACAUCUCACUUCCGAACAGGGGAAGAAGACAAGAAAAUUAAUGAAGAACUGGAGUCUCAAUAUCAGCAAAGUAUGGACAGUAAAUUAUCAGGAAGAUACCGGCGACAUUGUGGACUUGGCUUCAGUGAGGUAGAAGAUCAUGAUGGAGAAGGUGAUGUGGCUGGAGAUGAUGAUGACGACGAUGAUGAUUCACCUGAUCCUGAAAGUCCAGAUGAUUCUGAAAGCGAUUCAGAGUCAGAGAAAGAAGAAUCUGCUGAAGAACUCCAAGCUGCUGAGCACCCUGAUGAAGUGGAGGAUCCCAAAAACAAAAAAGAUGCAAAAAGCAAUUAUAAAAUGAUGUUUGUUAAAUCCAGUGGUUCAUAACUCCCAAACGCUUAGUCUUUGUAUUAAAAGUAAGCCUUAUUGUUAUAAUGCACAGUGGAGGACUGCUUAUAGAGCACAGACCUUUGUAUUAUAAUUUUUAAAAAGGCCCUUUUAAAUAAUUACAAAGAGUGUUUGCUUUCAAAUGCCAUGGGUUACACUUUUAUGGGCAUGACUAUAACCAUUUUUGUAAAGAGUAAGAGUUGUAUAAAAUAAAUAAAUACAGUACUCAACUUCCUUUCAUAUUAGCAUCAUCAACCCUCUAAUUCACCUUAUGGGGGAAAUGCUUCUUUUUGUUUGUGAUAGCUGUUUUAUCAUUUCCUUCAUAUUUUUCUCUUAUAAAAAUGUAUUUGAUACUGUGAUCUGUUCACGAAAAGUAUUCUUUAAUUAUUCUUUGUUAUAGUAGAGCUGUUCAUUAUGGAUAUUUCUGCUGCCAGUCACAAUCUAAAUUAAUUUUGGCAAAAGAUUGGGUACUUAGUUUCCUGUUACUGAGUUAGCUCUACUCUUUUGGACCAAAGCAACAUGAGAGCAAGUACUUUUCACACUUGUUAAGAUGGAGUUAUAACUGUCAUACAUUUGGAAUAUUAUGAUCCCAAGUAGUCUUUUUAUAAUUUGGAUUAUAUCGUAUGUUAGAUUUUUGAUAAAAUUUGGCCAAUUUUUACAGAAGAAAUUAUUUCUCUGAUCCUUUAGUUCUAUUUAGAAAUAUGUAAAACUGGAUUUUUUUUUUAAGUAAUAUGUGACCAAAGUUAAUUUUGUCCCAAAGGUCUAAAUAAAGAGCAGUUUCCCAUAUUUGGCUGUGAUAUCUUUAUCCUCAUUAUCUACAAAUGAGGAACAGGCUUACUGAUAAGAAGCUGAAACAAGAAAUUCUCUUCAUUUUAUCCCAGUGCUAUUUUAUUGAUUAAUUACUAAAAAGUAUUACUUUCUAAUUUUAUUGCUGUUUCUGUUGGUGUGAGAGUAGAAUCAUCUGACUGCUAUAAGGUGGUUGAUUUGUACAGCUCAUGAACACAAAUUGCAUUAUGAGCUAGUAAAUGGAUCUUUGAAUAAUUGGGUCCAAAUUCUUAAUGUUUUUAAGUAACAAGUUCAAAAGGCUUUAGUCACACCUGUGAGCUGAACUAUUAUACAUCUAGGUAUUUAAAGGAUGUAUUUGGAGUGUUGGAUUUUUUUUUUUUUUUUUUUUUUUUUUUUUAGGUGGAGUCUUGCUCUGUCACCCAGGCUGGAGUGCAGUGGCGCGAUCUCAGCUAACUGCAACCUCCGCCUCCCGGGUUCAAGCGAUUCUCCUGCCUCAGCCUCCCGAGUAGCUGAGAUUACAGGCAUGUGCCACUACUCCUGGCAAAUUUUUUGUAUUUUUAGUAGAGAUGGGGUUUCACGGUGUUAGCCAGGAUCGUCUUGAUCUCCUGACCUCGUGAUCCAGCUGCCUUGGCCUUCCAAAGUGCUGGGAUUACAGGCGUGAGCCACCACGCCCAGCCUUGGAGUGCUGGAAUUUUAAAAAAUUAUUCUUAUGUCACUUUGAAAUUUAGAACGUGUUGCCAGGUGCGGUGGCUCACACCUAUAAUCCCAGCACUUUGAGAGGCUGAGGUGGCUGGAUCACCUGAAGUCAGGAGUUUGAGACCAGCCUGACCAACAUGGAGAAACCCCAUCUCUACUAAAAAUACAAAAUUAGCUGGGUGUGGUGGUGCAUGCCUGUAAUCCCAGCUACUCAGGAGGCUGAGGCAGGAGAAUCACUUGAACCCAGGAAGCGGAGGUUGCAGUGAGCCAAGAUCACCCAUUGCACUCCAGCCUGGGCAACGAGAGCAAAACUCCGUCUCAAAAAAAAAAAAAAAUUUAGAAUGUGUUAGAGAAAUUUAGCAAGUAGAACAGGUGAUUUCUGGUUGAUAGACUCUAUCUUGCAGUAUAUUUCAUGUAUCAGACCCCAAAGUUGUUGCCUUUUUGUUUUUAAUUUCUCACAUUUUUGAAAAAUAGAUGCUACCCUCUAUAGUAAAAUAUUGAAUCACUUGAUAGACAAUACAUAUGACAUUUACAAAUACUUGGUUUGAAAAAGUUUGGCUUUAUUCAACAAUUUUAGUUUGCCCACUGAUUUUCAAAUGUCUGGGAUUGCUUAUAACUAAGUAGAAAGUGAAGAUUGAUUUUUACUUAAGAAUGGGAUAGAGAUGAGUUUUAUGGUUGUUAAAAGUAUUUUCAGUUCAUUAUUUAAAUGUCGGGUUGUUGAUAUGGUCUUGUUUCUGAUAAGGAAAUAGGAGCACCUUGUUUUAAAAUAACUACACUAGAAGACUUUCUUCAUCUCCGUAUAGAGAAAUCCAGAUUUCAAUUAAUUCAUGUAUUGGGUGUUAACAAAAUUCAGGGUUAGAGUAAAUUUAGGUCGGUUGGUCCAUGUGGCCUGGUUUCCUAGCACCCAUUAAACAUAAUGCUAUCUUAAGCAUGAACAUGUGGGUUUUUUAAAUCAAAUUGGAAAAAAAUUAGACAACUGAUGUCAUGCUGUCUUGGUAUCCAUACUAAAAAAGUAUCAGGAAAAUAGAUUAUUUUUGUGCUGUGAAACACUAUUCAGUGGAAAGUUCAGUGGCAACUUUUCCAUAUCAUUCAUAAUUUAAUACCUGAAAUGCACUUUUAAAUGUUUGCCUUAUAUCCAAGUGUUUACUUGUACCCAUAACCUAACCGUCUAUUGAAUGUUUGCGGAUACAGAUUGCAAUGUUUGUAUUCAUAGGCAAAAGUCCUCUUCUCUAGUAUAAUUUUUUAAAUCUGAGAGAAUUGAAGGUACAGAAAAAAAGUCUGGAGUGCCUGAACCAUAGUUUGAGAGCACAAAGGUCACAUUCUUUCAGUAAAUUUGGGGGAAAUAAAUUUCAGCUACCUGGUUAGCUUCAGUGACUACUUACACACAGGGCUUUGGUUCCAUUACUUGUUUCCACCACAGCCACAUCCUAAAUACUUGCAGUAUCCGAAAACAACUUCUAAAAUCACUCAAUAAAAAUAUUCACUUCUAA
Messenger RNA from Nomascus leucogenys (northern white-cheeked gibbon), 3702 nucleotides. RefSeq names its product chromosome 15 C11orf58 homolog (gene C15H11orf58). The record is from RefSeq and is a predicted model, not a curated record. Lineage: Eukaryota; Metazoa; Chordata; Mammalia; Primates; Hylobatidae.